GAAAAACCUCAAAAUUGUGUAUUGAAAAAACAAAAUCACCCUCACUAUAUAACACGUUAUUUGACACUUCCACAAGUAAUUCAGAAUUUGGAUUUGUAUGGGGAGAAAGGCAGUUUCAUGUCAUUGAUCUCAUUCACCCAAAAACCAAUCAGAGCAAACCCAGAUUCAAAGAUCGCUACUUUUGCAAAAAGAUAACUUCUUUUGUUACUGAUGAACAACUACUUCUGGGAGUGAAUAACAAGGAACUGUUUAAUCCAGCCAUUGUUCAAGAACCAUGCAAGAUCGAGAAGGUUCAGCAACUGGCAGCUCCCCAUUGUUGGAGACUCAGUAUGCAAACGCUCAUCAUGUUGAAAGAACUGGAACCGUGUGGACUGCAGUGGCACACAUAGUGACAGGAGUGAUAGGGUCAGGAGUGUUGUCAUUGGCAUGGAGCAUUGCACAGCUUGGUUGGAUUGGAGGGCCUCUCACAAUCAUUUUCUUUGCCUGCAUCACUCUGCUUUCUUCUUUCCUUCUCAGCAACACCUACCGUGGUCCAGACCCUGAACUUGGCCCUCAUAGGAGCUCCUCAUACCUUGAUGCAGUUAACCUCCAUAAGGGAGAAGGGAAUAGCCGUUUCUGUGGUAUUUUUGUGAACGUGAGCUUAUAUGGUUUUGGAAUUGCUUAUGUCAUUACUGCUGCUAUCAGUAUGAGAGCAAUCCAAAUAUCAAACUGUUCCCAUGGCAAAGAAGAUGAAGGAAAAUGUGGAUUUGAUGGUGCAUAUUUGAUGCUUAUUUUUGGGGCUAUCCAAGUUGUUCUCUCUCAGACACCCAACUUCCACAAUAUUCAGUGGUUGUCAAUUGUAGCAGCAAUUACGUCCUUUUUUUAUGCUUUCAUAGGAAUGUGGCUUUCUGCUGGAAAAAUCACGGAAAAUGGACAUGCUGAGGGUACUAUUAGUGGAAUCCCUACUUCUAGUGGAGUUGAUAAAGUAUGGCUGGUUGCUCAAGCGCUUGGUGACAUAGCAUUCUCGUAUCCAUUCUCUGUAAUUCUUAUAGAAAUACAGGAUACUUUGAGGUCACCUCCACCAGAACAUCAAACGAUGAAGAGGGCGUCAACAAUAUCUGUCAUUAUCACAACAUUUUUCUACCUCUGUUGUGGGUGUUUAGGAUAUGCAGCCUUUGGUAAUGAAACACCAGGAAAUCUUUUAACAGGGUUUACAUCUAAUGCACAGCAUUGGCUUGUAGACUUUGCGAAUGCUUGUAUAGUGAUUCACCUGGUUGGUGCAUAUCAGGUGUAUAGCCAGCCACUUUUUGCCAAUGUUGAAAAUUGGCUCCGUUUCAAGUUCCCAGACAGUGAAUUUGUGAAUCACGUAUACUUGUUGAAACUCCCAUUGCUGCCAGCUUUCCAACUAAGUUUUCUGAGGCUUUCUUUCAGAACUGCAUAUGUUGCAUCAACAACUGUGAUUGCAAUGCUCUUUCCCUACUUCAAUCAGAUUUUGGGAGUUUUGGCCGGAAUAAUCUAUUAUCCAUUGUCCAUAUAUUUUCCGGUGGAAAUGUACUUGAGUCUGAGCAAUAUUGAGCCAUGGUCGUCUAAGUGGAUCAUGCUCAGGGGUUUUAGCACCGUUGGCUUUGUGGUGGGAUUGUUCACUCUCGUUGGAUCCAUUGAAGGGAUAGUAUCUGCAAAACUAAAAUGAGGAGCUUUCAGCGGAACUGGAAGUUGAACUGAGAAAAUAGAUUGUGGUUGCAUUUUUGUGUUGAAAAUCAACGUUAAUCAGCAUAAAGAAUUCAGCAUGAAAAUUGAUGAAUUCAAGGUUCUGCGUCUCUUCCUGUUAAGACGUGUUGUAGUAAACAAGUGUAAUUGAGUUGCAGAAUUGCUUUUUUUUUGGGGGGAAACUAGUUAGUUUCAUCUGUAAUACUUUAGUUAAGACGCAAUUUUUUUGUCAUGGAAUAAAAAAGUUGAGCAGGUUUUGUCA
Vigna angularis (adzuki bean) is the source of this 1948-nucleotide messenger RNA. Its product is annotated as probable amino acid permease 7. The coding region runs from base 275 to 1669 and encodes 464 amino acids. NCBI's taxonomy places the organism in Eukaryota, Viridiplantae, Streptophyta, Magnoliopsida, Fabales, Fabaceae. The record is from RefSeq and is a predicted model, not a curated record. Gene Ontology annotation, cellular component: plasma membrane. The transcript has 7 exons.